Molecule: messenger RNA, 3965 nt
Organism: Ipomoea nil (Japanese morning glory)
Lineage: Eukaryota; Viridiplantae; Streptophyta; Magnoliopsida; Solanales; Convolvulaceae
Product: squamosa promoter-binding-like protein 1
Exons: 11
Coding region: 721-3705 (994 amino acids)
Cellular component (GO): nucleus
Molecular function (GO): DNA binding
Source: RefSeq, a predicted model, not a curated record
UUCUUGGAUUUUCUCUCUCUAACAUUUUUUUAGUUGGGUUGUCUGUAAUUUCUAUAUCGCCGGCGAUCUUUCGUGGAGCGCUACACGUUUUCCGAUCAAAUCUCGGUACCGACUGCUUCGGCAAGGUUUUUUGGUCUCUUCUUAUCUUCUAAUUUUUUGGGUUUUUUUUUUUGGUUUUUUUUUUUUUUUUGGUUUGUUGUCGUCUCCUACAAUUACUGAGCUUGUCCGCUUGAAGCCAAGUAAAAUUAAAUACAGAGCGGAAUAAAUUGCGUAGAUACAGAGACACUGUUGUCCGUACAUCUACAGUGUUCGAAAAGCAGAAGCUUUAUGGGUAGUUUUUAGAGCUUGAAGAAGGUUUGGCCUUGGGGAAAAUGUAGUUGAGCUAAAUCAGAAUAAAUUUUGGGUACGUGUAGAGCUCUUGUUUGGUUCCAUGGAUGUGUCGGUGCGGUGUUCUUCAAUUUUUAGGGUUGUUUUUGGGUUGAUUAGGAGGUAAUUUCAGCUCAAUUGGAUCAGUUCCUGUAUGGGCUUUGUAAAAAAAUUUGAUCUUUGAGUGAUUUUGGGUUUCUUGUUUUGUUCUAUUUCCCAUUUGAUGGUAUUGUAACCUUUUUUCAUUUUUUUGGGGGAAUUUUGUCUUGUGGUCUAUUGGGUUUGUUUAUCUGGUUUUAUUAUUGAGGAAAAGUUGUGGAUUUGUGGCUAUUUACCUGGUAGAAGUGUUGAUCGAUGGAAUCUAGGAUUGGAGGGAAGGGUCAUCAUUUGUAUGGCCCUGUUAUUCCAGAUUUAAAGGCAGUAGGAAAAAGGAGUAUGGAGUGGGACUUGAAUGAUUGGAAAUGGGAUGGUGAUCUGUUCUCGGCAGUUCCCAUGAAUUGCAUCCCAUCAGAUUGUAGAAGUAGACAGUUAUUCCCUGAUGAAUCUCAGAUUCCGGCGAAUAAUGGAGUUCCCAAUGGUUCUGAUGAAGUAGUAGUGUUAAAUGAGAAAGGGAAGAAGGAAAUGGAGAAGCGAAGGAGGUUAGUUGUUGUUGAGCAGGAAGACCUUAAUGAAUGUGCUUCGCUUAAUCUAAAGCUCGGUGGUCAAGUGUUCCCCAUCACCGAAGGGGAGAUGGAAAAGGGGGAAAGAAAGAACGGGAAAAAGGCAAAAGUUGCAGGCGGAUCAUCUAACCGUGCGGUUUGCCAAGUGGAGGACUGUCAAAUGGACUUGACCAAUUCUAAAGAUUAUCACCGGAGACAUAAAGUGUGUGAAGUGCAUUCUAAGGCCACCAAAGCUUUGGUGGGAAAUGCCAUGCAGCGAUUCUGUCAGCAGUGUAGCAGAUUUCAUGUUCUUCAAGAGUUUGAUGAGGGGAAACGAAGUUGUCGUAGGCGCUUAGCUGGACACAACAGUCGGAGAAGAAAGACACAUCCAGAAAAUGUACCUAAUGGAGCCCCCAUGAAUGAUGAACGGGGAACUAAUUAUUUAUUAAUUAGUCUGCUAAAGAUACUAGCAAAUAUGCAUGGUGCAACAAAUAGCUCUGACCAAACGAAGGAUCAGGAUAUUCUGUCUCAUCUAUUGAGAAACCUAGCCAGUAUGGCUGGCUCAAAUGAUGAAAGGAACCCGUCUGGGCCAUUACCUAUAUCUCAGGAUCUGCAUAAUGCGGGCACAUCUGCUGGAUCUCCAGAAAAGGACUCUCAUCAGUUGGUAGGGAAUUCUGCCAAUCUACCUACACCAGAAGUGUUAGGGAAGAGUAUGGGUGCAGUUAAUGCUGAGCCUGGAGUUUCUCAAAAUCCUUCUACACAGCCCGAGCUUAUAUUUCCUAGGAAAGAUUGCACAACUUUCAAAGCAAUUUCCACCGAUAAUUUGGUCAGACAGACAAAAUUGCAUAACAUUGAUUUGAAUAAUGUGUAUGAUGACUCUCAAGACUGCAUGGGUGUACUAAAGAGUUCCGACCACUGUCAAAAUCCUGGAAAUAUAUCUUCUGCUUGUCCUUUAUGGGUUUGCCAAGACCCUCAUAAGUCAACCUCCACACGUACAAGUGGGAACUCUGCUUCCACAUCGAGCUUCUCACCAUCUAAUUCCAGUGGAGAGGCUCAGAGCCGCACUGAUCGGAUUGUAUUCAAACUGUUCGGGAAAGAUCCUAGUGAUUUCCCUAUUGCCAUGCGGAAACAGAUUAUCGAUUGGUUGUCAAACAGCCCUACUGAAAUUGAAAGCUAUAUUAGACCUGGCUGUGUCAUACUGACAAUAUAUCUGCGGAUGGAUAAAUCCAUAUGGGAGGAGCUUUGCUGUGACCUUAGCUCUAGUUUAAGGAAGCUCCUUGAUUCAUCUUCUGAUUCAUUUUGGAAAACAGGAUGGAUAUAUACUCGAGUGCAAAACCGUGUAGCUUUCGUAUUUAAUGGUCAGGUUGUUUUAGACACACCUUUACCGGUUAAAGGCUACAACAACUGCAGGAUAUCGAGUGUCAAACCAAUUGCUGUUCCCGUCUCCAAGGGUGCUCAGUUUUUAGUUAAAGGCUUCAACUUGUCUCGGUCCACCGCAAGAUUUCUAUGUGCACUAGACGGGAAAUAUCUAGUCCAGGGAAAUUGUGGUGAUAUGGUGGAAGCUGAUUCAUUAGUGGAUCAGAACGAUCAUAACGAGAUCCAGUCCCUUAGCUUUCCCUGCAGUAUACCUAAUGUCACGGGCCGGGGAUUCAUUGAGGUCGAGGAUCACGGUCUCAGCGGCAGUUUCUUCCCGUUUAUAGUUGCGGAGGAGGAUGUGUGUUCCGAAAUCUGUACACUAGAGAGCAGCAUUGACGUUGCAGAAACUGCUUCCGACUCCCAAGAAGAACCCGAAAAAUUAGAAGCCAGAAACCGAGCUUUGGACUUUAUACAUGAUAUGGGCUGGCUCCUUCAUAGAAGUCACUUGAAAUUUAGAUCGGGUUCCAACUCGAGCCAUUUCCCUUUUGACCGGUUUAGGUGGCUUAUAGAGUUCUCAGUUGACCGUGACUGGUGUGCUGUGGUUAAGAAGCUUUUGGACAUUCUGUUUGGUGGAAUCGUGGAUGCUGGAGAACACUCGUCCCUCGAGAUGGCAUUGCAGGAUAUCGGCCUCCUCCAUCAGGCUGUACGUGGAAACUGCAGACGAAUGGUAGAGGCUCUCCUACAAUACUGUCCGGAUAAAGGACCGGACAAUUCGGAGCUUGUAAAAACACAACAUGGUGGCCACUAUAUAUUUAGACCAGAUGCAAUAGUAAUCGGGGGCUUGACUCCGCUCCACAUUGUAGCCAGUCAGAAAGGCUUGGAGAAUUUGUUGGACGCCUUAAUCAAUGACCCGGGACAGGUUGGAGUUCAAGCGUGGAAGAACGCACGCGACAGUACAGGAUUAACGCCCAACGACUACGCAUCCUUGCGAGGCCACUAUUCGUACAUCCAUCUAAUCCAGAAGAAAACCGACCCAAAACCAGCUAACGUUCAUGUCGUCCUAGAUAUCCCAGGAGACACGAGCCAGAAACCGAAAGCAUCGAGCUUCCAAACGGAGAAGCUAGUGACGACGAAACCGAGCACGAGAAGUUGCAGGCGGUGCGAGCAGAAGCUGCAGUAUGGAAGCUGCAGCACAUCGCUCGCGAUUUACAGACCCGCAAUGCUGUCCAUGGUUGCAAUCGCGGCCAUCUGCGUUUGCGUAGCUUUGCUGUUUAAAAGCUCACCGGAGGUCCUCUACGUGUUCCAGCCUUUCCGGUGGGAGCUUUUGAAGUACGGUUCGAGCUAACGUAGGUACAAAAUAAGGCGAAGAAGCACCGAGGUGGGUGUUCCUCCAUGAAUGGAGCUUAGAGAUUACUCAAUUGAUUUUUGUUGUAUCUUGGUAGGUGUAGUUACAUAAGAGCUGAAAUGUUACUUAGAGAUGUUAUUUGGACCGUGUGUACUUGUGUUGUAUUUCAUUGCAAAUGUAUGGAAGCUCCUUGCGCUUGGUGGAACACUGCAAAACAUUAACUAUGAAAUAGUAACCUCAUCAUUCAGUGUUGUCAUAUA